UUUCGGCACGCCCAUUUCUCCGACAUGCAGUAGCUGUCUCUAAAACAAGAAGAAAAGUAGUCGCCGCUAGCGCCAUCACACAGCUUCGAGUCUUCUGAGCUUCUCCUCCAAACACACAGGAAUUCACCAGCAGUUCAGCUCCUCCCACAACAGUUUAUGAAAGAAAGUCGAAAACAUGACUGAUCCAGAACCCUGCAGAAUAAAACAGGAAGAUACUGAACAACAAAUAGACCUGAUAGAAGAGAACAAGGAGAUUGACGAACUGAUUGAAGAGGGGGAGAACCAUCAUGUCAAAACUGAAGAGAUAUCCUGGAGUUCCUCAUUUAAAAGAGGAGACAAAAUAUGGCCUCAGUGUGGAAAGAGUCCCUCAUGCAAGCAAAAUCUUGAUAUUCACAUAAAAUGUCAUCUUGAAAGGAAGCUGUACACAUGUAAUCAGUGUGAAAAGACUUUCACAAUAAAAGGAAACCUUACGAAACACAUGAAUAUCCACACUGGGGAGAAGCCAUACACAUGUGGUCAAUGUGGGAAGAGCUUCAGACUAAAAGUAAUCCUUAAAAAGCACAUGAAUUUUCACGCUGGGGAGAAGCCGUACAUAUGUGGUCAAUGUGGGAAGAGCUUCAGACUAAAAGCUACCCUUAAUGAACACACGAGGAUCCACACUGGAGAAAAGCCAUACACAUGUGAUCAGUGUGGGAAGAGUUUCACACAAAAAGGAUACCUUGAUGCACACCUAAAAACCCACACUGGAGAAAAGCCGUACACAUGUGAUCAGUGUGGGAAGAGUUUCACACAAAAAGGAUACCUUGAUGCACACCUAAAAACCCACACUGGAGAGAAGCCGUACACAUGUGAUCAGUGUGGGAAGAGUUUCACACAAAAAGGAUACCUUGAUGCACACCUAAAAACCCACACUGGAGAAAAGCCAUACACAUGUGAUCAGUGUGGGAAGAGUUUCACACAAAAAGGAGCCCUUAAUAUACACAUGAAAAUCCACACUGGAGAGAAACCAUAUACAGGUGAUCAGUGUGGGAAAAGUUUCAGUAAGUUCCAUGCUCGUCGCCAAGAUUCCUACUUCGCGCAACGCAAACCGGACUUUGAGUUCUUGAACGCUGGCGCUUUGUUUACAGACACCGCAUCAGAGCCCUUUGUCUGGGCAGCACAGUCACGACCGAGGAAACGCCGCCGGAAAAGGGGGAAGAGAGCCGGCGUCCUUGUCAGACUCAGACAUCUUCCCCUCCGACCUCCUCUCCCAACCAUUUUGCUGGCUAACGUCCAGUCACUGGACAACAAACUCUGUGAACUGCGGGCAUGCAUCUCAUACCAACGAGAAACAAGGGACUGCUGCAUUAUUUGCCUCACAGAAACCUGGGUGUCUGCAGAGGUUCCAGACUCAGCCAUCGAACUUACGGGGUUCUCCGUGCACUGCUCGGACAGAACAAAAGAGCUCACAGGGAAAAGCAGAGGUGGGGGCGUUUGUUUCUUUAUCAACAGCUCGUGGUGUGAUGAGAGGAACCUACACUCUAUUAAAUCCUUCUGCUCCCCUAAUCUGGAAUUUCAUAUGCUUCUGUGUCGACCAUUCUGUCUACCGAGGGAAUUUACAGCGAUCAUAAUCACAGCUGUUUACAUUCCCCCUCAAGCCAAAACAGACCAGGCACUCAAGGAACUGUAUGGGAAUAUAAGUGAGCAGGAAACCGCGUACCCAGAUACAGCGUUUAUUGUUACGGGGGACUUUAACUAA
Sinocyclocheilus anshuiensis is the source of this 1738-nucleotide messenger RNA. RefSeq names its product gastrula zinc finger protein XlCGF57.1-like. The transcript has 5 exons. The coding region runs from base 176 to 1738 and encodes 520 amino acids. NCBI's taxonomy places the organism in Eukaryota, Metazoa, Chordata, Actinopteri, Cypriniformes, Cyprinidae. The record is from RefSeq and is a predicted model, not a curated record.